GACCACCCUCGCCGCCGCCGCCGCGAUAGCAGAAGGAGUCUCUCUGCCACGGCCGCGCUCGUCGCCAGGCCGAAGCCGACGCCGAGAUCGCACCUGCCCACUGGCGCUAGCGCCGUCGUGCCCAGCGGCGCGCCAGCCAACGGGCUGGGGGCGCAGGGGCAGCGGUCGCAGCGCAGCGCAGACGGAUGCAGGGACACACGAGCCCCUCCUCCUGGCGUGGCCAUGCGCGUGCCCUCUAUUCCGCUCGCUCCCGCUCUGUUGAUACGAGCCAGCUUAGCGGUGCCGCAUGGGCAUAGGCUGGGUGCUGGUGUCUCCGGCAUGGCGGGAGCGCGCAGCAGGCAGCGCAGGCAGCUGCAGCGCAAGGGCGCUACGCACAGCUGCGUGCAUGAGCGGCAGCAGGCGCACGCGCGCAGGCGCCGCACGGGGGGCGUCCCAGCUGGAGACCAUACUCAGCGCCGCACUCCGCCCAUUCAAUCAGCGACGGGGCUCUCCACUGCACUGGCAUCGAGCAGGAGCCCUUCGUACCACGCUCGAGACAGCCUCGCGCGCGCUGGUCAUUCGAGCGCCGCAGCUGCUGCGAGAUGUCUUGCUGCGCGCUGGCGCUCGCUGCGGCGCGUGUCCGGCGCCCGCGCCGCUGCCAUGCUUUGCCGCGGCCCCAUCGGCGAUCCGGCCUUCGAGUGUUGCACUUGGCUCCAAGCACCGGCAGCAAGGCGGGGCCGUGCUGGGCGCCCUGAGUCGAGUGCUGCUGCACGCUGUGCCGCCGCCGCAGCCGCAGCCGGGCUGGCGGAAUGAAGCUCUCCUUUGCUGCCUGGGCCGCUAGCAAGCACGUCGCUUGCCCCGCCCUCCCGCGCCUCCUCGUGCCUCUUGAGCAUCGCCACGCUAUCGCUCCUGAGCCGUCG
Messenger RNA from Tilletiopsis washingtonensis, 899 nucleotides. RefSeq lists its product as hypothetical. NCBI's taxonomy places the organism in Eukaryota, Fungi, Basidiomycota, Exobasidiomycetes, Entylomatales. The coding region runs from base 223 to 792 and encodes 189 amino acids. The transcript has a single exon. The record is from RefSeq and is a predicted model, not a curated record.